Messenger RNA from Lepisosteus oculatus (spotted gar), 4559 nucleotides. RefSeq names its product complexin-3. Gene Ontology annotation, molecular function: syntaxin binding. NCBI's taxonomy places the organism in Eukaryota, Metazoa, Chordata, Actinopteri, Semionotiformes, Lepisosteidae. Gene Ontology annotation, biological process: regulation of neurotransmitter secretion; synaptic vesicle exocytosis; neurotransmitter transport. The record is from RefSeq and is a predicted model, not a curated record. Gene Ontology annotation, cellular component: SNARE complex; terminal bouton.
UAGUGCAUGGUAACGGAGCAGUGUGCUGAGAGAUGAAAACCAAAUCAUAGUCGUACAGAAAAUGUGUGUUGAAGUUUGUGCAGUCUCCCAUCAAAUGCGAUUACACGGCGGACAGUUUCCAGGUUAGCUCUUUCAGGGCAGUAGACAACUGCGCAUCGCUCUGCCACGCUCGUAUUUAUUUAUGACUGCAGAAAGGUAGACAGGGGAAGCGAAUGUUUUCAGGAUCCUUUAGAUCCUAAAUUAACAACUCGGAAAUGGCGUGCCAUAAAGCAAGGGUCAUUAAAAGCACCGCUAUACUGAUUUUUUGUCUUUUUUUAUUUUCGUUACUCAUUCUGCUUUGAAAUAAUGUAAUUCUUCAGUUUCAACCUCGGAUAAGUGAAAAGCGCGCACAAGACUGUCUUGAACAGGGGACAGUUGGCACGUAUUAUUGUCACAGUACAGCUCGGUUUUGUAAGAGCCACUGAUCUGAAUCAAUGUUGAUAUAUCUGGAGGCAAAUCACGGAUACCAUGUGUGCUCUGCACACAGCGUCAUGUCGGCAAAUGCUUAAUCCUGCAUUAUACAGGAUCGCUGCUUCAAGUGCUGGCUGCGCACGACAGAGAAAGCGGACAACCUGUUGACUUGAUCUGCGCAGACCUCGCCCUCCCUCCAUCCGAUUCGACCGACUCUGACGGGCUGCCAGCGGAGUUCAUUGGGAGCGGAGCUGUCUGCAAGCCUGGGUGCUGAAACACUGGUGCUGUUGAUAGCGCUGCGCGGGAAUAAGAGCUGUCCUGGGGUUUCUAGUUCUCUGACUGAGCACAGUUCCGAUUUUUUUCGGGGUCCCGGUGAGGUCGGCGCUACGCUCCACUGCUGUGUCCCGGGAAGGCGCUCGUCCGCAGCUGGGAGGACCGGAUACUUGUAGACGCGUAGUUUGAGUGGGACGUUUGAAAGCCGGCGAGAUGGCGUUCAUGGUGAAAUCCGUGGUCGGCGGUCAGCUGAAGAACCUGACGGGAGGCCUGGGAGGAGGCGAAGAGAAACAGGAAGGCGAGAAGUCUGAGGCGGCCGCCCAGGGAAUGACAAGGGAAGAGUUUGAAGAAUACCAAAGGCAGCUGGUGGAGGAAAAGAUGGAGCGGGAUGCUAAUUUUGCACAGAAGAAGGCAGAGCGUGCCACUGUGAGGACCCAUUUUAGGGAAAAGUACAGGCUUCCAAAGAGUGAACUGGAUGAAACUCAGAUCCAGCUGGCUGGGGAGGAGGUGGAGCUGCCGAAGGAGCUGGCCAAGAUGAUCGAGCAGGACAACGAGGAAGAGGAGGAGAAGGACUCGGUCAUCGGUCAUCUGGCCAACAUCCAGAACAUGGAUCUGGACCAGUUGAAAGACAAGGCCCAGGCUACACUGGAGGACCUCAAACAGACAGCAGAGAAGUGUAGUGUCAUGUGACCAGUCACUCAGAUCAAAUGUUUGCUCACACACUUCAGAUCACAAUGACAUGCAACUUGCGGGACAAUCAACAUACACAGACAAACGACUAAAGUCAAACACACUCAAACACACUUCAUAUCAAGAAAAGAAAGUAAUGCACAGACUGACAGUUUAAACAAAUGCAUGUCACAGACAAGCACACACACCACUGAUCUAACAGGCAAGAAUGCAGACAGACUCACGCAGACAAGUUCACAGGGAAAGCCAACAGGAUGAUAGACAAGGGUGACAAUACAGGAGCAAACAAGGUGCAAGAGGAAACCGUUUAGGAAGAUGUGCACGUCAAGUGUCAGAUACAGAAGAGAAAGCACACAGUCGCACCUGCACAGACAGACACAGAGCAAGGCAGGCCAUUUCAAAGGAAUUUAAUUCCUUCCCAACUAUUAUUUCUUAAUGUUUAAUAAAAAUUAAAGAAAACAAAUCUGGUAAAAACACUGUGCAGGCUCCCAGCUGGUUCAGCUGACAAAGGCGCUUGUUCAAGUAAACACUGAGGUUAAUGAUAAAUAUGUUCCAGGUGUGAACCAGGAUUGUGCCACCAGCAGACUCUCACCGUGGUCCCACAAAGCAAUUGGCUGAGUGCCCCCAAGAGUAGUGUGGCAUUAGUUUUCCAGAACUGUUUUGGCUCUCUUUUUUUCAAGCACUCAAGCACUCAAGAACAGAAGGCCAUGAAUGUCUCACUAGAAUGGAGAUCUGUUUGCAUACAGGACAGUCAUUUACAGUAAGUUCUUCAUUAUUAUGCAAAGAGAAAAGUGACACAAAUUCAAUACUUGAGCUCCUCUAGACUCUGUAACUCUGUCUUACACUGCCUACUAUCAUCUUUAAGACAGAUUAAACCCAGGCUUUGAUUGAUAUGCAACAUUUUCAUCCUCAAAUGCAACAGUUCUUUUUGUCAAUGGCUUCAUACCACCCUAUCACCAGGCAGAUUUCCUGUUGAAUUUAUUUCAGGAAUCCUACCAGUCUAGUGCUCUAGUUAAAAUUGAAUGAAGUGAAAACUACCUUUUUCUAAAUUGACCUUAUCAAGUACAUUAUUUCUUCUUUGUUGUAAUUUUAACAUUGCAUGUAAUUAAUUGAAGUCCUCAUUUCUAAAUGUUAAUUUACCAAAUUACCUCCACGAGACAGUUAAGAACUGGCUGCUAGGAUAUGUGAUUGGGGACUAAUUUUAGUGCUGCACAACUGCUAAGCGGAGGCAGGCGCGACAUCAAUAGCCUUCCCCUUGCUUCCCUUCCUUCAGCCCCUUGAAGCCGGCUUGCCAUGAGAAGUAAUUUGAUAGUUUGGAAAAUACCAACCUGACAGGACCAGUAAAAAAAUGAAGGGACAUUUACAGAUAAAACAAGAAAAGCAAUAGAAAACUUUAUUUUAAUGGUUUCAGAAGAAGUUUAUUUACAUGGAAAAACACACCACAAAACAGAAAUUUACUGUACAGUGUACAUGCUGCUGUCCACCCCUAUGCCUAGCUGUAAUCUAUUACUCUGUAUGCGUCUUUAGCUUGUAUUUCUUGUGCUCACUCUUACCCACCAUCCACAGCCUGGUUCACCCAUGGGGCUGAUCAAUAACUCUGAUUCUUCACUGGCCCCUCAGUACCCUCAUGCUGUACCUAUUACCUAUAAAAGCUACCCCUCGCCAAUAAUGCUGUACUGUGAUGGUAGCUGAAUAUUGUUUAACUGACAUGAAGUGUAAUGUGCUGUCUUUGAGAGUAUUGUUCUUAGAGUGAGAGCUUUUUCAAUCACUUUCUUGAAUAUUGGUAUUUGUUAACAUUAGACUGCUUACCUAGUCUGCCCCUUACUUUAAAGACAAGGCUGUAUUUCCCAAGACUCCUGUGGAUUCUUAGAGUAUAACAACCUUAGAACAUAUAAAACAUAGACAAUCAAGGUUCUUAUAUAGUAAGCAUGUUUAUCCAUGCUAUCCAUGACCUUUGAUUAAAUUCAAUUGUGUUCAUGUCAAAGACUUUUAUGUACACAGAGGAAAAUGUAUAGUUUCUGUAUCUAAAUUCUAACUGUGGAAAUUUCCCAGAAUUAUAAGAAUAACUGAGAUAAAAAAGAGUUAAUAAAACAUUUGUAGUAAUUAUUCACUGUUACCCCUCUUUCUGUAGUCUGUAACAGGAGCUAGUUUGAUCCCAUGUGAGCAUGUUGGAUGCACUGGGCUUAGCUGGUUGCUGUGGUAUCCGGUUUGUCCAGUAUAGCAGCAGUAUCGACUCCCGUGAAGGCUGGGUCUCUCCUGUGAAAUCUGUCUGCCUCCCCUGGCGUUCCCCAGUGGAUCCACUGGUGCCAGCGCUCCUUGGUCAAGCCCACUGGGUGGAGCCACGGGGACACACCCGAGUGUUACGCAAAUUCAGUCGAACCCAUUAGCAUCCUCGAGAGGGGUCACAGGGGCAAGGUGAGGACUGUCCAGUUUUCUGUGGUCUCCCUUACACAGAUGGAUUCCUGGAUCCACACAAGUACUACAGCGGUUUAGUUCAUCCAGCAGAGAGGACGCCAAGUGCAGAAAGGUGCAGAGUCUCAUAUCCCAAGCGGAUAAUAGCUCUGAACACCGUUCCCUGCUCCAAGACGUCAAACUCGAGUUUCAGAUUUCAGUUAGACACAUUCAUGAAUGUCUGCAUACAUUAAAGAUUCAUUGUAUAGUAACUGCUUUUGUGUUUUAUGGCAAUGAAAUAAGAAAUUCGUUUUGAAAAGAUCUGCAAAGUGCUGUAUCUUCAUGACAUUUGGAAUGAAAACUUGUCUGUGACUCAACGAGGCCUUUUUUGUAACCAAUCUGUUCUUUCUCCGGUCCGCCCUCCAGGGGUCAGUCCAUCAUUUUUUAAUUUACAGAAUUUAAAAUUUUUUUCAUGUUUGUUACAUAAUUAUUCAUUUAUAUGCAGGAAGAAAGCUAAGAGAAAUCCCCAGACGUAGGUGUGCAUCCCCAGAAAUGCUGCAAUUGGAAUUGAUGUACAGCUCUCCCUAGAAUUAUAACACUAACGGUCACUUGUAAUUCAUUCAGCUGUGAUGUCUGUACAUUACUUUUUAUUGUUCUUUAAACUGUAAACUGUAAAUGUCUCAUUUUAGAGUUAUUUGGAUGUUGAAGACAUUAUGAUGGAGUGUGUAAAAAUAAAAUGAUUUUUAAUACAUGCA